AUGAGUUUCGUUACCCGGCCUCCGAUACUUCGCAGAAGUCCAGCAGAAGCGAAUGGCCUCGUACGAAAGUUUCUGCACAACUGCCUGGAUCAUCACGAGUCGUGCCGACUCGGCCAGCCAGAAGAAGAAUUUGAGCUUCCGUCUCGAGUUCUAUCUAUCAAAGACGAGGCCGGAGGAAUCUCCGUCAAGCUCGUCGAGAACGAUGGCUUGAGUGGCAGAUAUUGUGCUUUGAGUCACUGUUGGGGCCCCGAAGACAAGCGGCCACUGCGGACUCUACAUGGAAACAUCACGGAUCACCUUGCCUCUAUACCUUGGAACAAGCUGCCGGCCACAUUCCAAGAUGCCAUCACGCUGACAAUAGGCCUUGGCAUCGAAUAUUUAUGGAUUGAUUCUUUGUGCAUCGUCCAAGAUGACAAGAAGGAUUGGUUCCAUGAAUCGAAGAAAAUGGCGUCGGUUUAUCGGCGAGCCACACUCGUCAUUGCGGCUGUCUCUUCCGAGGACUCCACCCAAGGCCUUUCCAAACCCGAGCGUCCAGAGCCGCUCACGUUCAGCGUUCCGUUUUAUACACAGGAAGGAUCUCCGCAGUCUGGCUACAAUAUUGCGGAAUUCCAAAACCCAUGGGGCGGCAUAGAUGGACCUUUGAGAGAACGGGCCUGGGCCUUUCAAGAGUGGUACCUCGGUCGAAGAAAGGUCUUCUUCACGUCAGAAGGCAUCAAUUGGAAAUGCGAUGAAAUCGAAUGCAACGAGCGUGGAAGCGAUACUGACUUGAGGCUAUAUGAAACCGAUUCGUGGGCAAAUUGUCUGCAAGAGUACACCAACAAGCUUCUGACAGUUCCCUCCGAUCGUCUCGUUGCUCUUCUCGGAAUCUCGGCCGAGAUGCAAAAGUCCAGGACCGAUUCUUUCGUGCCCGAAUUCGGGGUUUGGGAAGAUAACCUUUCGGAGCAGCUUCUCUGGAGACCAACAGACAUGAUGCAUGAGAAUUUGCCUGGUCUACCAUCGUGGUGUUGGGCAGCCACUGGGGGGGCGAAAGCCUGGCUGGUAGACGAGCAAGACAGAAUAGUGCCCAACGAGGUUAUGGUGAAAAGCACCGUCAACACCAUCAGCCUGAGAAAGUCCGGUCAUCCUGAUUUUGGAAAUAAUCCCUCCAGCAGCGAAGAAGACUGGUCAACUGAUACUAAGGAUUCUGGUAGCGCCUUCGAAGAAAGUGGCGUUGGAUAUUAUGGAGGUAGUGAUGACGACUCGUUCAUUGAAGAAAGCGAAGACAGCUACCCGGGUCACACGCAUAGAAACACGGACGCGUGUGUGGAUCUUUAUAAAGUCGGACGGUCCAAGGAAGUCCACUGGGCGUUGCUUCUUCAACCAGUUGAUAACACGUUGAAAAAGUUCACACGAGUCGGAGUGGCUCUUUUAUGGCCGCGAGCUUUAGAGACAGGAGAAGGCGAGGUUACGGAGUUUGAGAUCGUUUGA
Molecule: messenger RNA, 1467 nt
Organism: Colletotrichum higginsianum IMI 349063
Lineage: Eukaryota; Fungi; Ascomycota; Sordariomycetes; Glomerellales; Glomerellaceae
Product: Alkyl hydroperoxide reductase thiol specific antioxidant mal allergen
Exons: 3
Coding region: 1-1467 (488 amino acids)
Source: RefSeq, a predicted model, not a curated record